ACCGCUAAAAAACCGGGUUCUCGUUUUGAAAGAUUGAGAGAGACGAUCUACAAAGGAGGACAGGACCCGGCACGAAUGAGAAGAAGCUUACACGUGUCCAAUCAGGAUUGAACGAUUUAAUCAAGCUUAACCGUAUGUAAACCGGAUUUUAGCUGGGUCCACAAGUAGUCAAAUAUAGAUUUUUUAAUAGUCAAAUAAUUUUCAUAGGGGCGAAGUUCAAGAUGAGUUACUACACUCAUCAAAGCUCACAAAAAGAGAAGAGAAGAGACGAGGAUCAAUCACCAUUCUCAUGGCUUCAGCUUCUUUCUCUGCGGUUUCUUCGCUCUCGUAUCAAUUCCGUUCAAAAGAAGCGAUCUUUUCAUCGAAAGCUUCCUGUUUUAGCUCGACGGCUUUAUCAGGAAGGAGAGUGUUUGGAUCUAUCAAAGCAGCUCAAGUGACAAGCCAUGAGAAUCCUAGAAGACGAACUCAGAACGUCGAAGGAGAUAUAUUUGUUGACAAUACUUGUAUUGAUUGUGAUACAUGUCGUUGGAUGGUUCCGGAUUUAUUCACUCGAGUGGACAACAUGUCUGCGGUUACAAAGCAACCAACUUGUAAGGAGGAAAGACUGAAUGCUCUUCAGGCCUUACUAUCUUGUCCGACGGGCUCUAUUCGCACUCAAACUCCACCUGCUGACAUAGGGGAAGCUCAAGAGACCUUUCCACUUGUAGUGGACAAAGACACACUUCCUGGCGUUUUUCAUUGUGGAUUUCAUUCCAAGAAAUCGUAUGGAGCAACUUCUUACCUGAUCCUUCAUCGUGAGGGAAAUAUACUUGUUGAUAGUCCUAGGUACGUGGAGAAACUUGCUGGAAAGAUCGAGAUGAAGGGUGGUGUUCGCUACAUGUUUUUGACACACAGGGAUGAUGUUGCAGAUCACAAGAAAUGGGCAGACAGAUUCAAGUCUACCAGAAUUCUGCAUUCUGAUGAUGUUGAACCUUCGACCUCUGAUGUGGAGUUAAAGCUGGAAGGAAGUGGACCAUGGAGUAUCUAUGAAGAUGUCGAACUUAUACACACUCCUGGUCAUUCAGAAGGAUCAGUGUGCAUGUUCCAUAAGUCCCUCAAGGCAUUAUUCACUGGCGACCAUGUAAUAAUGACCGAAUCUGGAUUGAGCAUUUUAGAGCAGUACAAUCACGGUUCAGUGCCUCUCCAGCUCGAGAACGUAGAAAAAUUGAUCAACCUGGAUUUCAAUUGGCUAAUACCGGGACAUGGAAGAAGAGUACAUUUCAAAGAUGGAGACGAGAAGGCGAAGAAUCUGGAAGCACUUGUUCAGAAGCACAGAGAGAAACAACUUGUUUCCUUUAGCAAAUCCGGGAAAGCUUAAGAUAUGUAUGCUGAUUCUAAACCGGUUAAUCAAACUAAACCAGACCGAAUGUCUCUACGGCCUGACUGGUCUAUGUGUCAGUUAGUUCCCACGCGAGUGAUGUAUUUAUUUCUACGUAACAUUGUGAACCUGCUUAAACGCUUACUAGAUUGAAACGAAGACCGUGAGUAAUAAAGUCUCCUCUUUCCUAGUGCAAGUAUGUCAGCUAAAGUGUUGCUGUGUUUUUUUACGAUAUUUUUCAUGUUAUUCGGAAUGUCUUAAAUCACAAAAAAUAUUCGACUUUUCACAAGC
This is a messenger RNA of Arabidopsis thaliana (thale cress), 1648 nucleotides long. RefSeq names its product metallo-beta-lactamase family protein. The record is from RefSeq and is marked reviewed. The transcript has 11 exons. Bases 290 to 1357 code for a protein of 355 amino acids. NCBI's taxonomy places the organism in Eukaryota, Viridiplantae, Streptophyta, Magnoliopsida, Brassicales, Brassicaceae.